AUGCCGUCCUUUCGGUCAUCUACACCACUCCUCCUAGCCACCGUCAUCCUACUCAUCUGCUAUGCCCGCCCAACCCACGCUUUCGGCGCCGGCAACAUUGCCUCCUUCUCCAAGAUUGAGGGCCAGAAUUGGCGUCAUGGAGACCUCGAAGAUACCCUGCUUACUCUUCUCAUGACCAGCGCUCAGGGGGGAAAGAAGUUCUCGAAGCUCGACGUCAAGCGGGUCUAUUUUGGCAAUUGGUUGAGGGACUAUUCUCAGGCUGUCGAUGUUGGCACCGUCAAGAGCGUCAGCGCUGAAGCUAUCCGCCUUAUGCUCUGGAUUCUUGGCUUCUUGAGCUUUGGAUUCGGCACUGGAGAGUUUGAGGUCACUCGGGAAAGACUUGGAUGCUAUCGUCCCGAGGAGCACAUCGACAACCCAAAAGACUACGCUGACAACAUCGACGCCCGCCAGUAUGACCGCAGACUCCGCGGCCCGGUCGACGAGGAACGCGAACUCAGUGUCGACGAGCGCACCGGAAUGAAGAAUUACAUUGCCUCUGAGGACCUUGGUAUCGUGACAUCGGCUGGCCUGGUCCGUAAACUCUUUAGGCGCUCCGUAGACCUCGCUCGGCGGUCCAACAGAGGAGGUAGCAAAGCCGAUAUGUACGAAGCAUUGAGACUGUUGGGCACGGGAUGCCAUUGCUUGGAAGACUUCUCCGCUCACUCGAACUACACCGAGCUCGCACUCAUCGAGAUGGGCGAACGCAACGUUUUCCCUCACGUCGGCCGGCGUACCCAGAUUCAACUUCGCGGCGCGCGCGGGCCUGUAUAUCCUCUGGUAACAGGUACCUUUGGAGGCGUCGACUUUCUGCACUCGGUCAUGGGAGAGCUGUCAGACAAGGCUACACAGUCAGAGAUUCAAGAACUUGAGGGCACAAUGACCGCAUCUCAAAGCCAGGAGAACAAGUCCAUGGUGCAGGAUCUACUGAAGCAGCUUCCGGAUGGACUCUUUGGCGGCAAAGAUGAGGCAAGCAAAGUGGACGAGCUCUCCGCCAACAGCGCUGCGGCUCAGAUGCAAGGCAUGCAUAUCACGCCAAAGGAGCCAGAAGCCUUCAUUGAGCAAGUGAAUGAGAUUGCGAAGCAAAUAUACCCCAUCAUGGAAUUCCACGACGAGAUUAUGAAGUCUAUCACCGAGACCAUCGACAACAUCCCCAUCCUGCCGGAUCUGUUGGAACAGGUACAAGAACAGAUGAACAUCUUCGUGUUCUCCCUCCUGGCACCUUACGUGCUCCCAAUCAUCCGACAAGUCAAGACCGAGCUCGCAACCGGCUCCUCCGAGAUCAUCCAGUCCUCGAGGGAGAAGCAACUUAUAGUCUUCCACGACGACCACUCCACCGAUCCUACCCACUCCAUGCUAUCCAAAGAUCACUUCUCCAACGUGCUCAACGAGCCCGCCGGCAAAGUUGCCCAGCAGAUUCUCAGGUGGGCCGUCCCACAGCUCGUCGAGUGCUGGGACGACCCCCAGAUCGACGCCGACAGGACCAUCGACCGCAUUAUCGACGGCGUAUUUCACCACCCUGCCCUCCGCGGCGAUGGUAACGACGGCGUCAGCGAGGGCCGCGUGCUCCUUUUUGGAGUUGUCGCGCAGUGGUGGGAGGAGCAGAGCGAGCGCGCGAGAGCCGACCUGCGUGACAAACUGUCCCGCGAAGGUGUCGAGCGCGGCCGAAACCACAAGGAGGGUGUCCAUGACAAGGGCCAUGGCUGUGGCAAACCCCUCGGUAUGCCGGGCCUCGGCACCGCGUUGUCGUCCGGCGCGCCUGGCGGGAGAAACACGCGGCCGGAGCAGGCGGCUAUGCAUCAGGUCGGCAAGGCGGCUGGCGAGGCUGUCGGUGGUGGCGCCCUGGGCGGUCUCGUUGGUGGAAUCGUCGGCGGUGUCGGCGCGAGCUUGCUUGGUGAUGCGCUGGGCGGCGACGCGGACGAGAAGAAGACGUACAAGAAGGAGGGAUACGGCCGGGACGGGUCCCAUACGCAGUCGUAUAUCGAGACCGGUCGACGCGGCCCUGGUGCCGAAGGCAGGGAGGGAUAUGCGCAGGCGGGGUACAAGACUACGACUUAUCCGGGCGGUGGCCAGCGCGAGGAGUACUCCCGGUAUGAGCAGGAUGGACCGGGAGGGAGGGGCCAGGGGUAUGGCUUCACGCAGGCGGCGGAGACGAGAUAUACGGCGUCGGGCGGGUAUGAAAGGACGGAGGAGAAGCGGUACGAACGCAAUGAGGAGUGGAGGACUGAGGUGAAGCGCGAAGGUGUUGACAGUCGGGGAGAAUAUUAUACGGAGACCAAGAGGCACUCCGGCAAGUACGGCAAAAAGGCCUCCGACGAUGAUGAUGACGAUGACGACGACGACUACGAGAAAAAACAGCGCAAGCGUGAGAAGAAGGAGCGGGAGCGCCGCGAGAAGGAGGAGAAGAAGAUGCGCAAGAAGCAGUAUGGCGGCGGUCGCUCAGACGAUGACGACGACGAUGAUGAUGACGAAAAGAAGAAACGUCGUUCUGGGGGCUACGGCGGCGGCUACGGCCAGGAAUCCGGCCACGGUCGCCGCAGUUCGAGAGAACGCAAGCGCUCGGGAUCGAGGGAACGGCGCCGGUCGAAGUCGAGAGAUAGGAAUGAAGGCGGGUAUGGGCGUCAGGAGCAGUCGUCGUAUGGCGGUGGUUAUGAGGCGAAGUCUUCUGGAUAUGGGAGGCAGGAAGAGCCUGCGUAUGGCGGCGGGUAUGAAGAGCGCUCGUCGGGCUACGGCCGAACUGAGCAACCUGGCUAUGGCGGACGUCAGCGAGGCGGGGAUGACACUGAGAGAAGUUAUGGCGGUGGUCAGGAGUAUGGCAGCGGAGGUUAUGGAAGAGAGGAGCAGCCGGGCUACGGCGGAGGCUACCAGCAGCGGGAAGAGGGAUAUGGCAGGCGCGAGGAGCCGUCGGAGGGGAUGCCUGGAGCUUUCGGUGGUGGUGAUGAGGAAGAGUACGGCGAGCGGAGGCGAGGAUAUGGACAAGGUGGUGGGUAUGGUGGUGGAUACUAG
Molecule: messenger RNA, 3042 nt
Organism: Coniosporium apollinis CBS 100218
Lineage: Eukaryota; Fungi; Ascomycota; Dothideomycetes
Exons: 5
Coding region: 1-3042 (1013 amino acids)
Source: RefSeq, a predicted model, not a curated record